AUGAAAGGAAAUGCGUACUUUCUUCCUAGAAAACCAGACAGAAUUGCAGAAAACAUUUUAUUGCAUAACCGCAGAUUCUACCGAGUCGCCCAAGAUUUCCAAAAAUUCCAGCUGAUCUGGAGUCAACUGAAAAAGAGUCAUAUCGAUUUCCUCUUCGUUGGCCUUGUCGUAGUGCAAUCCCAAAGCCACAGCUACAUUUCUGUAGUGAAAACGUGCCGACAACCUGCAGGAUUUCGAAUCCGUCGAAGCAGGCUACGCAGGUUCAAACGUUUAAGCCGAAAAUCAACCCUGUCGGGCAGCGCUAGUCACUAG
Messenger RNA from Macrosiphum euphorbiae (potato aphid), 312 nucleotides. NCBI's taxonomy places the organism in Eukaryota, Metazoa, Arthropoda, Insecta, Hemiptera, Aphididae. The record is from the annotation of a GenBank genome assembly.